Molecule: messenger RNA, 1349 nt
Organism: Physella acuta
Lineage: Eukaryota; Metazoa; Mollusca; Gastropoda; Physidae
Source: RefSeq, a predicted model, not a curated record
AGUGCAAGCACGUCAAGACAAACUAGACUAGUGCAAGCACGUCAAGACAAACUAGACUAGUGCAAGCAGGUCAAGACAAACUAGACUAGUGCCAGCACGUCAAGACAAACUAGACUAACACGAUUCGAACUUGGUCCCAGGACGCCAUGUUUAAAUCAACGUUUGACAGUUGGCGGCGGCCACUUCCGGUGUACGACCACAAGCAGCAGAUGAGGACCCGCGCGAGGGAGGAGAGGAGGAAGAGGGAGGGAGACGCCAUCUUGACAGAAAACUGCAGGAACACAAUCCAAAUAAACAAAAGAGUGAUUGGCGUCUUCCGUCCGACAGACAACCUGCCCAGCUACCAGGUCAAACUUAGACACCAUCAGCCAUACAGGUCUAAGGGAGCUAUACGUACAUCAUUCCCGCCAUUUUCUGAAGAAUGCAUCAAAAGUCGACCGGAAUAUUUCACAGAGGAGUGGAUGGAUACAGAUCAGGUCGUUCAUAAACAUGACGUCAUCGGAUAUGCCAGCUUGAUUGCUAAUUUAGACAACAAACUGACUGAGGGUAAAAUAUCCACCAUUGUGAGGUACAAAGAUAAAAUCAUCGCCAUGAAAAAGGCCUUGAACCGUGCCCAAAUACCGGCAUCAGGGGUCAAAGUUCAAUGGAGACUUGCAUCAAAACAGAAAAGUCCAACCUUGUGUUUAGCCUAUGUCAUGCUCAACAGAUAUGCCACUGUUGUAGCUUUGAUCCAGCUCAGUGCCAACUCAGCAAUUUGUGUCUUUGAGAGCAUUGCAGGUGCUUUGAGGGCAGUCAAUAACUCUGGCAGUAGACAGGCUUCACUCAUUCUCAUCGUGUCUUGGUGGCAUUCACAGAUGGCGAGCGCGUCCGUACGAGAGCGCAUCAAACAGAACAAGUCACAGACAGAAAAAUGGCUGCUCAGCCAGGGGGUGGGGGCGCUUGACAACGUGUGUACGGAGAAAACCCCGACAGAUUCACAAAGCUAUGUGACAGAGACUGGUAGCAAGCCUCCAGAUGUUCAGGCUGGCAUGACGCUGAAGCUGACGCAGGGCAAGAAGCGGGGUGACAUGACGCUGACGCCGACUGCCAGCAAACCCAGACAGCCCAGCCCGCCUCGGCACAAUAAGGGCCACGACAGCCGCCGCCAGAAGCCCAACAUGAGACACGACAGCCACCAACAGAAGCACAACAUGAGACACGACAGCCACCAACAGAAGCACAACAUGAGACACGACAGCCACCAACAGAAGCACAACAUGAGCCACGACAGCAGCCACAAGAAGCACGGCUUUAAGUCCGUAGCACUGGCUGUCAUGGCCGUGAUCAAACAUGCUGAUGAAUUUGCUUAA